Molecule: messenger RNA, 198 nt
Organism: Heterostelium album PN500
Lineage: Eukaryota; Evosea; Eumycetozoa; Acytosteliales; Acytosteliaceae
Exons: 1
Coding region: 1-198 (65 amino acids)
Source: RefSeq, a predicted model, not a curated record
AUGAAAAGAAUUUUAGUUAUUUUAUUUUUGGUUUUAAUGUUUAUUGGUGUUGCAUUGUCAAGUCCUUGUGCUGCAGUCUGUUCAAAAGAAUAUGAAAAGUGCUUAACAAUAGGAGCGGACCAACAAGAUUGUAUAACCAAUGAAAUAGAUUGUCACGAAAAAUGUCCAACUGCUUACCACUCAAGAAGACCCUUAUGA